Messenger RNA from Suillus subalutaceus, 1917 nucleotides. RefSeq names its product MFS general substrate transporter. The transcript has 8 exons. The coding region runs from base 491 to 1897 and encodes 468 amino acids. Gene Ontology annotation, biological process: transmembrane transport. Lineage: Eukaryota; Fungi; Basidiomycota; Agaricomycetes; Boletales; Suillaceae. The record is from RefSeq and is a predicted model, not a curated record. Gene Ontology annotation, molecular function: transmembrane transporter activity.
GAGAGGCGGGUUUGUCGCAAGUUGCUACUAUUAUGCAUCAGAUGCAUCAUGGUUGUCUCCAGCAAAGGUUUGAAAAGAGCGCCAAAACUCAGAUUGUUGCAUUUGGAUCUUCAGAAGCUUCGACCUUGGGCGUUGUUUUGCCAAACAAAGAAGGUGACCCCCGGGGCAGUGAGCACCUCUUUCUGGGAUGCUGAGUCGCUGACCUUUCAAGCUGGAAAGCUUCGCUGAGCCUGUGGCUUAGCGGACCCGGGACCUUGCCAUGACCAAUUUUCCUAUCGAGCGACGUUAGAGCGUUCGCUGGUGGUUAUCUGGCCCAUCCAAUCCGUAUCAAGAGCUAACACUAAUUCCUUUUCGACUUAGCAUGUCGCCCUACGCCGCCUCGUCCGGUGGCUCUUAUCAACGCGCAUGCUGUCCUUGUCCUAUAUCAAGGCAAUCCGACUGGUCUAUCUCUGCACUCGCAAAGAUCUCACUGGAGCCCUGACCCACCUGGAUGGUCACUUCUGGUUCUCCUCGUAUAGCAAACGGCGAGAUCAUCGUGAUGCCUAAGCCUACAACGCCUCUUCCACAAUUCCAGAUAGGCAUACUUAUGAUGUUUGAACUUACGGAAAUUAUAGCUUCGAUGUCUAUAUACCCGUAUAUCAAUCAGCUUGUCAGGGAAAUUGACAUCACUGGAGGUGAUGAUGCAGCUGUAGGAUAUUAUGUCGGAUUAAUUGAUUCUCUGUUUUACCUCGCCCAGGCGCUGACAGUAUUGAGCUGGAGUCGGUUGUCCGACCGAAUUGGACGCAAGCCAGUGUUAUUAAUCGGACUAACAGCAGCUUGCAUUUCGAUGAUAUGUUUUGGCCUUUCGACAACCUUCUGGAGCCUGGUCAUCAGCCGCUGCAUGUGGGGUGUAUUGAAUGGCAACACCGGAGUCAUGAAGACUGUGAUGGGCGAAUUGACGGACUCUACAAACAUGGCUCAGGGAUUUGCCUUGAUUCCGAUCAUCUGGUCAAUUGGGAGUUUUGUUGGCUCUUUAAUGGGGGGAAUGCUUGCGCGACCACAGGAUCACUGGCCUGGAUUGUUUACUGAUCCAUUUUGGAGAAAAUACUCGUACUUUCUUCCUUGUGUAGUAUCGGCUUCUCUGCUCCUCUUGGCCUUUUUUAUGCUGUUACACUUCUUAGAAGAAACAUUAUCCAUUCCCGGCGUUUCUCGUGGUGUCGACAGUGAUGAUCAGGAAGCGUUUGUGCGACAAUCCACGGCAAAUACGACCUUGUGGUCUCUGCUCACACCUGCCAUUGUUAUUCCGAUCGCAAACUAUGCUAUGCUGUCCUUCCUUGACACGUCUUUCAGGGCUCUCAUACCGCUGUUUCUUUCCACGCCCACCCAUCUUGGUGGCAUGGGCCUUACUCCUUCUUCUAUUGGUCUGUGGCUGGCGUUCUGUGGGAUCGUGGAUGGACUCUUUCAGGCAUUGUUCUUGGCCAAAAUUGUUGAUUGGGUUGGUCCCAAACAUCUAUUCUGUGUAUCAGUGUCGUGCUUCGCACCGCUUAUUGUCGCGUUUCCGGUGAUGUCGUGGCUGGUACGCACAAGGGGGAUGGUUGAUCAUGCAAUUAUGUAUGCCUUGCUUGGUCAGUUGAUUCUGACAGUAACAUGGGAUAUGGCAUUUGCUACUGGUUUGAUGUUUAUCACAGCUUCUGCCCCUACGAAGAAUGUUCUUGGCGUUGUUAAUGGUCUCUCCCAAAGCUCCAGAUCGAUAGCUUGUGCCCUUGGGCCCGCCUUAACCACCUCGCUCUUUGCAUUUUCAAAGAAACACAAUAUUCUCAAUGGAAAUGCAGUAUAUGUCGUCUUGAUUAUGCUGUCCGGUGUACUGAGGUGGCUGGGCUCGCAGCUGCCAGAUGAAAUACAAGACAGGGAUGAAUGAAAGACACUUCAUAGACUUGC